AUUAUUGGCAGCGGCACGCUCUGGUCCUACUAUCGCAUCCGCGUGCUCUGUUUAUAAUUUAGAAAUUGUAAAUUUUUGCAAAUAACCAUGGACGACGAAGCGGAAACCUACAAGCUGUGGCGCAUUCGCAAGACCAUCAUGCAGCUGAGCCACGAUCGGGGUUACCUGGUGACCCAAGACGAGUUGGACCAGACUCUGGAGCAGUUCAAGGAGAUGUUUGGCGACAAGCCCAGCGAAAAGCGGCCCGCUCGCUCCGAUUUGAUAGUUUUGGUGGCCCACAAUGACGAUCCCACGGACCAGAUGUUUGUCUUCUUCCCCGAGGAGCCAAAGAUCGGCAUCAAGACCAUCAAGACGUACUGCACCCGUAUGCAAGAAGAGAACAUCCACCGGGCCAUCGUUGUGGUUCAGGGCGGAAUGACGCCCUCCGCCAAACAAUCUCUCGUGGAUAUGGCCCCCAAGUACAUCCUGGAGCAGUUCCUCGAAUCCGAGCUGCUCAUCAACAUCACAGAGCACGAACUGGUCCCGGAGCACGUGGUCAUGACCGUCGAGGAAAAACAGGAGCUGCUGAGCCGUUACAAACUGAAGGAGAACAUGUUGAUGAGGAUCCAGGCGGGCGAUCCCGUGGCCCGAUACUUCGGACUCAAGCGCGGCCAGGUGGUUAAGAUCAUCCGUUCCUCUGAGACGGCGGGGCGGUACAUAUCCUACCGAUUGGUGUGCUGAUACUGGACUUUUGAACCACCGACUUCCGAUCAUUAUACGUAUUUUAAGAACUCUAAGAUUUAAGGAAAAGGCAGCGAGUUGUAUACAUUAAUAAAUCGCAAUCUUUUCGA
Drosophila santomea is the source of this 830-nucleotide messenger RNA. It is a transcript of the gene Rpb5, whose product is annotated as DNA-directed RNA polymerases I, II, and III subunit RPABC1. Bases 88 to 720 code for a protein of 210 amino acids. Gene Ontology annotation, molecular function: DNA-directed RNA polymerase activity; DNA binding. NCBI's taxonomy places the organism in Eukaryota, Metazoa, Arthropoda, Insecta, Diptera, Drosophilidae. Gene Ontology annotation, biological process: DNA-templated transcription. The record is from RefSeq and is a predicted model, not a curated record. Gene Ontology annotation, cellular component: RNA polymerase III complex; RNA polymerase I complex; RNA polymerase II, core complex. The transcript has a single exon.